Opisthocomus hoazin is the source of this 2604-nucleotide messenger RNA. The record is from RefSeq and is a predicted model, not a curated record. NCBI's taxonomy places the organism in Eukaryota, Metazoa, Chordata, Aves, Opisthocomiformes, Opisthocomidae.
AUGCUCUUUCUUUGGAAGAGGUGGACAAAGGAAAUGGAUAGCUAUUCAGACUUCAUUGCAAAGAACCUCUCGUCUUCAGCUAAUAUGUCUGUUUCUUUGUCUGGACAAGCUGGACUCAAUACCACUGGCGGUACUCCUUCUAUGUCAAUAAGCAGGCUUUUUCCAGCCCUGUUAGAAUGCUUUGGAAUAAUUCUUUGUGGCUACAUAGCUGGAAGAGUCAACAUUAUCACAUCAACUCAGGCCAGAGGACUGGGAAAUUUUGUGUCCCGUUUUGCACUCCCAGCUCUACUGUUCAAAAACAUGGUGGUACUUAACUUUUCUAAUGUGAAUUGGUCCUUCCUGUACAGUAUUUUAGUUGCCAAAGCUGCUGUGUUUUUCUUAGUCUGUGUUUUAACUUUGUUGGUAGCCAGUCCUGAGAACAGAUUUAGCAAAGCAGGUUUGUUCCCUAUUUUUGCUACACAAAGCAAUGACUUUGCACUGGGAUAUCCGAUAGUUGAAGCUUUGUAUCAAACAACUUACCCAGAAUAUCUCCAGUACAUUUACCUAGUGGCUCCAAUAUCUCUUAUGAUGCUAAACCCUCUUGGGUUUAUCUUCUGUGAAAUCCAGAAGUGGAGGGAUAACCGCACUGUGUCACAGAGCAAAAUCAAAAUAGUGGGUCUAGCACUCCUUCGAGUUUUGCAGAACCCAAUUGUAUUCAUGGUCUUCAUAGGAAUUGCCUCAAACUUUAUUCUUGGCCAGAAAAUUCCCGAAUACCUUGAAAACUUCCUUGAUGGACUUGGCAGUUCGUUUUCUGGCUCCGCGCUUUUUUACCUUGGGCUGACUAUGGUGGGACAAACAAAAAAACUGACAAAGGGUAUGUUUCUUGCACUGAUCCUUCUCAUCACAGCAAAACUACUUAUGAUGCCGUUUCUCUGUAGAGAAAUGGUGGAACUCUUCGACAAGAGCGACAGCGUAGUCAACCACACCAGUUUAUCAAACUAUGCAUUUCUUUAUGGAGUUUUUCCAGCAGCACCUGGUGUCGCAAUAUUUGCAAGUCAAUUUAAUAUGGAAGUAGGAAUUAUUACCUCAGGCAUGGUGAUAAGCACUUUUGUGUCUGCGCCUAUUAUGUAUGUUUCCGCGUGGCUGCUGACCAUUCCCUCUAUGGACCCCAACCCACUGGCAUCUGCACUCCAAAAUGUUAGCUUUGAUAUAAGUAUUGUCAGCCUCGUUUCUCUGAUCUGGUCUCUUAUUGUCGUUGUUCUAAGUAAGAAAUACAAACAGCUUCCUCAUAUGAUUACAACAAAUCUACUUGUUGCUCAGUGUGUUGCUUGCAUUGGAAUGGUGGUAUGGAAUUUCAUUGUUAAAGAGAAAGACAUCACCAUGCAGAUCCUAGUAUUUAUAUUCCUGUACAGCUCGCUUUAUAGCACCUACCUGUGGACAGGUUUUCUAUCUUUCUCUUUGUUUCUGUUGAGGAAGAGAGAAUCAGUAAAGAUUCCCAUUGGGUUUAUUGUCAUAGCUGGAUGGGGAGUACCAACACUUCUGGUGGGAAUCUUGCUAAUUGUUGGUGAACGUAACAGCACUAGUAUUGACUCUGCCUUUUUUUAUGGAAAAUACCAGAUAAUUACUACAGCAGUGAUCCUGUUCAUCAGUAUAUUGAUGUCAGGUGUCUCACUUAUGUGCAUGAACAGAAAUAGGCAAGAGUCAAGCUAUGAGGUAUUGAACCCAUAUUCACCACGUACCCAAGUGGGAGAGGUUGAAGUGGAAGGGAGCGAGGGGAAUCGAGUUUCAGCCACUGUGCUUCAGCCUUCCACGAGUUCUUCUGUACAGCCUUCUCCAGAAUCUUCUGCACAGCCAUCUGAAGAAAGAGGUUGCUGUUCUUGUCAAACAACAAAUGGUGAAUUAUCCUGUGCUAGAGAGAGCAAAGCAGUGUCAAAUGCUAUCGAAAGCAAGGUUCCUCCAAUUGAGACAGCUGAUCAGUGUGCGAGUCAUUGCAGUGCUCAGACCUGCGUAUUGGCUCAGGAAGAACAGCUUCUACAGACCGGAGACAAGCAGCUGGCCAGACAUGUGCUGCUGUGCUUACUUCUUGUUGUUGGCCUGUUCGCUAAUCUUUCCAGUUGUUUGUGGUGGCUGUUCAACCAACAGCCUGGAAGGCUAUAUGUGGAAUUGCAGUUCUUCUGUGCUGUGUUCAAUUUUGGUCAGGGCUUCAUUUGCUUUGGUAUUUUUGGCUUAGAUAAGCAUUUAAUCAUUCUGCCAUUCAAGCGAAGACUUGAAUUUUUCUGGGGAGGAAGAAAAGCAGCAGGGCAUACAGAUCCCUCUGUACCUGAGGAAAUCAGGAUGACCUGUCAACAGUUUGUUCGUUAUCACAGAGAUCACUGUGUCAAAAGUAUUGUCAGAGGCAGAAGGUGUGGUGCAAAGAUCUCCACUGGCAUCUUCUUUGGCUGUGACCUGGUGAACUGGCUCAUGCAAGUUGGCCUUGCCUCUGACCGUGGUGAAGCUGUGAUGUAUGGAGACAGACUGAUGAAAGGAGGCGUCGUCCAGCACAUUACGAAUGAAUUUGAAUUUCGGGAUGAAUAUUUGUAUUACCGCUUUAUUCCUAAGAGAUCAGUUGCAGUUGAGAGCAAUUGA